Molecule: messenger RNA, 1338 nt
Organism: Effrenium voratum
Lineage: Eukaryota; Dinophyceae; Suessiales; Symbiodiniaceae
Source: the annotation of a GenBank genome assembly
AUGCCGACUGCUCGUCGCACUUUGGGGGCACUGGCGGCUGUCACGGCGCCCUUCGCGUGGACCGCCCUGGCGCCUUUCGGCGCGAGCUCGGCACGACGAGUUCGGUGCCGCGAGGCCAGGGCAAGAGGUGCACGUCGGGCGCUGCCGGAGGACCUGGCCGCGCUGUUCCGAAGCCGCGCCGCGGCCGUCGAGGCAUUGGAGGCGGCCGAGUGGCGGGAGGCGAGCGGCGUUCGGAAGCCCUCGGCGCGGCUUUGGCCCAGCGUGACUCCAGUUGGGGGCUCAAAGCUUGCGGUCUUCGGUGGUCUGAACGCCACCAACCGUCGCAUGCUUGACGAGCUUUGGCUGCUGGAGGAGAAGCGCGACGGCUGGGCCUGGACCCCAGUGCAGCCUGUGGGCCGGGUGCCGCCAGGGCGCGCGCACCACGACGCGGCCCAGGUGGGCCGAUGGUUGGUGAUCCACGGCGGUUUGCUAGAAAACGGCUGCCGCAGUGACGACACCUGGCGCGUGGACUUGGCGGCGGAGCCGCCGCAGUGGCAGGCUUUGGGGACGUCGGCCCUGACGCCGGAUCGGCCCAUCCCCAGGUACCACCACUCCUUCCUCAGCGGAUCCGCGGGUGUCGUGGCGCUCUUCGGGGGCCACGACUUUGCGCGGCGGGCGCUGGAUGAUUUGUGGCUGCUGGAGGCGGGCGCGGAGGCCAAUCCUGACCUGAUUGGCUGGCAAGAGGUGGAGGUCUACCCCAGGCCUGCCCCGCGGGCGUACCAUGCGGCGGCCUGGGUAGAUGAGGGGAUGUUUCUUUGUGGGGGCGAGCUUCAGGAUGGCAGCUGCUGCUGCGAGAUGUGGCUCUUCGACCUGGAGCGCCUUGGCUGGCGCCGCAGCACCCGAGACCUCGCGGAGGGCCGCCAGCGUCACGCUCUGUGCGCCGCGGGCGGCGGGGUGGUGGCGCUUGCCGGGGGCCGUGGGAACAAGGCGGGGGAUGCGCGACCCGUGGACGUCGCGCUCCUGCAGCUGAAAGUGGAGGAAGGAAAAGUCAGCUGCGUGGAACUCCAGGCGCCGGACGCCUCAACAGAGGUCCGACAGGAGGCAGAGCUGCUAAGGCUGGACUCUGGGCAUGUGGUGCUCUUUGGGGGCAACGAGGGUCAGCUCGUGGACCAGUUUGGCGACGGGUACCACCAGCUGGGCCUCGGCGGCACGCUGCUCGCGGAGCUGCCGCCGGGGGGCGCCAGCUGCGCGUGGCGGCGCCCGGGGGGGCCGCUGGGCCUGGCGCUGGGCGCGGCGGUGGCGCGCCUCAGCUGCGGGGUGCUUCCGGGUGCUUCGGGGUGGCUGUGGUGGCGGUGGUAG